Scophthalmus maximus (turbot) is the source of this 4908-nucleotide messenger RNA. RefSeq names its product bromo adjacent homology domain-containing 1 protein. Bases 719 to 3394 code for a protein of 891 amino acids. The record is from RefSeq and is a predicted model, not a curated record. Lineage: Eukaryota; Metazoa; Chordata; Actinopteri; Pleuronectiformes; Scophthalmidae. Gene Ontology annotation, molecular function: chromatin binding. The transcript has 8 exons.
UGCUCCAGCGCAGAAGUAGGAUGAGGAUGUCCUCGUUAUGUAAAACGCGUUUGCUACUUGUGCUUUGAAGGCGCUCAUUUUUUGGGAGAGUUUCGCAGGAGAUUUCUGCACUUUGUACGUUCAGGAGGAGGAAGAGGAGGAGGAGGAGGAGGAGGAAGGGGGCAGCGGCGCUGCAGUCACGUCGAGCUGCUAGUUGUUGUUCGGUAGCAACACACUGGCUGGUGCGCAAACUGAGAGCUGCCUCCCGUGUUCAUGCCAAGUGACGGAUAUACGCGACGUGUGUGUGUGUGUGUGUGUCGGGCAGCAACACUCGCAGGCGUGCUCGGCGUCGGGAGAGUAAGAUGAGCUUGAAGGGGUGAAAAGAAAAGAGAGAGAAAAGAAGAAGGCAGCCUGAGCGAGGAAGGAGUGCUGCCUCCCCUCGCCAGAAGAGAGUUGUUCGCUCCGUCGCUUCUCCGCCACUCGUCGAUAUAUUUCAAAGGGGGGGUUCGCUUCCUCGAGUGUGUUGGGAGGCGAAACAUCGGCAACAUUCGCGUUUAUUCCCCCCCCCUCUCUCCCUCUCCGGUCGAGCUGCAUCGGGGAGCCAGUCGGACGGGCGGACUCGCCUCACCUAGCCAUCUGGGACAACAAGGUGCCCGACGGGCUCCUGGCGCCGCUGGAAGCCAGACGAGGUCGUGGACGACACGGAGAGCUGCGGUACGGCCCUGUGGAGAAGCAUGUGAUGACUCACGCAAGGCAGAAGGGUUCCCUCAGGCAGAGCCGCAGUAGUGCUGAGUGGUCGGACAACUGUCCUCUUUGGCCACAUGGUGGCACUAUGGGCGGCGCCUGGCCUGAGCGCUCUCUACGAUUUGGCAGGACAAAGAAGAUAUGUGAUGUCAUCAAACAAGGGAAAGAUAGAGGCAAGAAGAUGACUCAAAAGAGAGAGAGAAGAGAGAAAUCUGAUCAGAACAGAAAACUUGACCGACGGCGUGACAAGAAAUUGGACAGGAAGUUGUAUCCCUUGAGGGGUCGGGCUGGGGGUUCAGGUGAGGAGGGGCUCAGCUGCCAUGUCCUCCUCACUCGACUGGAGGAAAGCAUCCGUGAAAAGAAGAGUUCUGAAGAAAGGGAAAGCCACCAUCCACGCCAACAGUUGUCCCUCAAACUCAAACCCAAACCCAAAAAAGGGAAACGCAAUGAAAGACGAGAGGCGAAGAAUUCACCAAAAAACAAAUCAAAAUCUGUCGGCCCAAGUCAUGGGGAUUGUAUUGAUGUCUUACAACCGCGCAAGCGAAGACUGGCGUCUCUCAAUGCUGAGGCAGUGAACAGUCUUCUGCUUGAAAGGGCUACUGACCCUCAGCCAGCAGCCAAACAGGCCAAGAGACAGGAGGAACCCACGAAUGGACGGGGUUCCCCACAUGCAGACUCAGCCAGAAGUGGUGUACCCGGAGGUCUGAAGGCUUCACGAGGUCCAAAGGCUUCACGAGGUGUUAGUAAAGUUCCUACGUCUCCUAGACUUGAACUGUGCCAAAGCUCUAAGAUGGUCAGGAAGGCCAAAGUCAAACGUGGUGAGGAGAGCGGGGAGAUGAGUCAGGAGAGACUGGAUGCUCCUGCCCCCAGACGAUUGGCUGGACUCAACGCCGCAGCCCUGCUGAAGUUAACCAGCUCCUCUGCUACCAGCAAACAGAGAUUAAAGGCUUCACCCACAGCUACCAUCACAUCAGACUGCAAGGCUCCGACUGCGGUCUCAGCCCCAAAGCAGGACUCGAGAGUAAAACUCGGACACAAGGGGCGACCACAAAAGCAGAAGGGUAAGAAGGCCCCCUCCCCGCACACAGACUGCACAGCCUGCAAGGAGAAGGCAGACUUUGAGUCUAAAGUGGACUGGGAGACCAACAGCUGCACCCAUAGACUGACCAAACCAGGCUACCAGUCACGCAGCAUGCUAGCAUACCCGCUAAAGCAAGUGAAGGAGGAGCAGCUGGAGACCGAACUGAGCCCGUACUACUGCUGUCCCCCAGAGGGCUCAGUGGAAUACUGCCACCGUUUGGCCUUCUUUCUGGGCCAACAGCCCUACGGAGAAUCAAACGAACAGCCCAUUAACACAGCCAUGACCCCUGUGAAGCGUGAGUGCCUCGUAACCUCACCGUCCCUGACCCAUUCCCACCCGCACACGGCCCUGACCCUCAGCCCCCACCCCUGCCUCUGCACCGCUGACCACUGCUUCUCCAGUUACUACGUCCACAUCGCCCACCCGACACACACUGGAACAACGUCACCAGCCCUGGCCUCACGACCUCUGAACUUUGCCCCUUCCAGUUUGUGCCCUAAUCGGAUGAGAGGCCCCAAGCUCCUGGGUUCGCGGCUGUCCAACGCCUCGGGUCUGGCCCACCCCGCCUACUGCAACUCUGUGGCUUCGCCCUGUUAUGGUGAUGCCUGCGGGGUCAAUGGCUACACCUACAGAGCCAUGCCUCCCGUCACCAGCAGGGGGUGUUCUUUCAGCACAGGAUGCACUGGAUGUACACAUAGCAUCAAAACAGAGGGUUACGCCUCCCCUCAGGGUGACCACAGCCCCUCUCUUCUGGUGUCCCCCUCCCUGCCCGUCUCCAGCUGCCCUCUAUCCACUGUGCCCACUUCCACCCAGACUAAACCCCACCUGCUGACCCCCCUGUCUGGGCGAGACCAGCCCCAGGCCAGGUUAAAGCUGGCCAGGGAAUGCCCUCAGAGCACCAAGCCCUCCAAUGGCUCCCUGUCCAUAGGUCGCACACGGCUGCCUCAGAAACAGCCGUCAACCGUGCCAAGCCUGAGCAGCACCAAACAAAAGAAAAUCAGCCGCAGACGGGCCACCAAUGGCUGGCGGCCGGUUGGAAUACCCUCAGAGAGGGAUGUCUUCAUUGCGGGAGAGGAUGUGACGGCCCUGCGGCAGUGUUAUGAAGGCGUCGAGAGGGACGGUGAAGUGAUACAUGUCAGAGACACUGUGCUGCUGCGAUCGGGCCCCAGGAAGAAAUCCCUCCCAUAUGUUGCCAAGAUAUCUGCGCUGUGGGAGGACCCCAAAACCGGGGAGCUGAUGAUGAGUCUUUUCUGGUACUACCGACCUGAGCACACCCAGGGAGGCCGAGAUCCCAGCGCACACUGUGAGAAUGAGAUUUUCGCCUCUCGGCAUCAGGAUGAAAAUAGUGUGGCCUGCAUAGAAGACAGAUGCUAUGUUCUCCCUUUAGCCCAGUACUGUAGAUUUUGUGCCUUGGUGAAGCGGCGCGCCGAAGGCGUCCCAUCUGGCAGCGCCAGCAUGGUGCCCUGCUGCCCCGAAUUCGCGCCCCCCUCACACCGCUGUGUGCCCACAGACGUUGACCCCGAGCUGGUAUAUCUCUGCCGGCACGUAUACGAUUUCCGCUACGGACGCAUCCUGAAGAACCUGCAGUAGAGGAUCGGGGGAAUGGUGAACGCCAGGAUGAACUUGGCUCCUGUCAGGACCGCGGUUCCCCCAAAGCAUCUUAGCACAACAAUCAUGUUUGUUCCAUUUGUAAACCAGUGGCUUGGGGAUGGUCUGCAGCUAAGGUGCUUCUGGGGGAAGACAAGCCUGCACUGUCAGCUCAAUGUUAACGGUGUUCCCCCAGCCAGGGUGGAGGAGCAGCUAAUGGAGAGUGUCGUCUUAUUUCCCCUGAUUUGAGUUUGUCUCUGUGAGUGUGUGUGCGAAAAGAGAGUGUUGUCAGUAUGGAUAACUGGAUAAAUGUGUGUAUGUGUGAUGGUUCUUUAGGAGGCUUUCGGGCAAUCAAACCAAACAAGCAGCUUUAGAGGAAGUUGGUCUCUCUCUCUUGCUCUCUCUCUCUCCGUCCUCUCUCCCGUGUGCCACAGCACACUGACACUGACGGAGACAUUUUCAUCUCGAGUGACACUCUGCGUAAACUAAGUUACUGUACCUGAAGGGGUUAUGUGAGGAAGACCUAUCCUUGCCAAACUCAACUCCAGAGUGAAGCUUCUUUAACUUUCGGGACAGGACACAAAAAAAUGUCUGGAAACUGAUUUAACUAAUUAAAACAUGCGCAACAAUAAAAUAACCACUUAGAUGUUAAGAUUAAUUUUUCUUCUCAGCCACAGUCCUAGUUUGGAGAAGUCUUUGUUCUAGAGAGGCCCUUUUCAGGGUCCAAUGGAGAGAGCCCCCUCCUGAAGAGCCCCUUAUCAAGAGGAGGGCCACUGUUUACGGAUUUGUUUUUCUGCUUGUUUUGUUUUUUGUCAUAUUUUGUCACCAUUGCUGUUCCCUGAGACUUGCCUUAUGACUUGCAGGUCCAACUGUAGGCAGCUAGUCUCACCACACUCGACUAGGAAGUGGUAAUAUGGAUUUUUUGUCGUCGGCUGCUGAUCAACUGAGUCGGCAGCGAAGUGUCUUGUCCAAAACCCCAAAGAUAUUAAGUUUUUAUUAUCAUGUAGAGACGGAAAAACAUAAAAUCUUCACAAUUAAGAGGCUAAAAACAUAUUUGUAUUGGUAUUUUUGCAUUUAAAAAAGAUAAUUGCUAAAAUAAUGAUUAGAUUAUCAAAAUAGAUGAAGAUAAAUUUUUCUGUCAAUUGUCAAAUUUUGCAGCUCUUACACUGGUUAGAAAAACGGGGGGAACUUUUCAUGUUGUCGACCUGCUUUGCUCUAGCUGCUCACUUUUGCAUCCUGAAGUGCCACAACAUCUGGGAAAUGUCUAUUCUACCUGCUCUAAUUCUACACACACAUUGAUUUCUUUCUUCUUCCUCCUCCUCCCCAAAGACAAACCAAAGGAUGUCACACAAGCCAGAGUCCCUGUCUCUUCCCUCACACUUAUUCCUCCCCCUGCCCCCUGUCCCUUAUUAUAUUGCACUAAUCCAUUCCCUUAAUUAUAACAAACAUUAAAAAAAGCUACUAAUAUCGUCCCGGGGGGGGCAUACUGUUUAUCAUUUGUGUGUGUGUGUGUGUGU